This is a messenger RNA of Marmota flaviventris (yellow-bellied marmot), 6579 nucleotides long. It is a transcript of the gene Adam19, whose product is annotated as ADAM metallopeptidase domain 19. NCBI's taxonomy places the organism in Eukaryota, Metazoa, Chordata, Mammalia, Rodentia, Sciuridae. Gene Ontology annotation, molecular function: metalloendopeptidase activity. The record is from RefSeq and is a predicted model, not a curated record. Gene Ontology annotation, biological process: membrane protein ectodomain proteolysis.
UCUCCCCAGGCCGCAUCCACCGUGAAUCCAUCUCCUCCGUGGGCUCGGGUGACCCUAGCGGAAGUCCCCUUCACCUGAGUCAGCCUGGCUCCCCAGGGGUUUCGUCGGCUCCUCCCCUGGCCAGUCCCAAAGCCCCCUCCCGGCCGCGCCUCCCCUCCUCCAUCCCCUUGGCCGAGCCCCGCGGGGCUGGGGGCGGAGCGUCUCGGCAGAGGGCUGGGAGCCGGGAGCGGAGGCUUUUAGGCGAGCGGUCGGCUGCAGACGCGCCGCCACUGCCGCUGGGCCGGGGGCAGGCAUGGCAGAGGGCGUGUGAGCACGGAGAGCGAGGGGCCGCCGUCACCAUGCCCGGGGGCGCGGGCGCCGCCCGGCUCUGCUUGCUGGCUCUGGCUCUGCAGCUGCUCCGGCCGCGGGCGGCUCGGGAGCUGGGAUGGACGAGAAGAGGAAGUGAGGAAGGCAGCCCCCAGCUACAGCAUGAACUCAUAAUACCUCAGUGGAAGACUUCAGAAAGCCCCAUGAAAGAAAAGCAUCCACUCAAAGCUGAGCUCAGGGUAAUGGCCGAGGGGCGAGAACUGAUCCUGGACCUGGAGAAGAAUGAGCAACUUUUUGCUCCGGCCUACACAGAAACCCACUACACUCCAGAUGGAAACCCUCAAACCUCCAUGCUGAAACCUGAGGAUCACUGCUUUUACCAUGGCAUGGUGAGGAAGGCGCAAGAAUCCAGCGUCACACUCAGCUCCUGCAGGGGAUUUAGAGGACUGAUCAUGGUGAGCAGUAACCUCAGCUACAUCAUUGAGCCCCUCCCUGACAGCGAGAGCCAACACCUUAUUUACAGAUCCGAACAUCUCAAGCUGCCCCCGGGGAACUGUGGGUUUGAGCACUCCAAGCUCACCACCAGGGACUGGGCCCUUCAGUUUACACGCCAGACCAAGAAACGACCUCGCAGGAUGAAAAGGGAAGACAUACACUCCAUGAAGUACGUGGAGCUUUACCUUGUGGCUGAUUAUGCAGAGUUUCAGAAGAAUCGACGAGACCAGGAUGCCACCAAACACAAGCUCAUCGAGGUUGCCAACUACGUUGAUAAGUUUUACCGAUCCUUGAACAUUCGAAUCGCUCUCGUGGGCUUGGAAGUGUGGACUCAUGGGAACUUGUGUGAAGUUUCAGAGAAUCCGUACUCUACCCUCUGGUCCUUUCUUAGUUGGAGGCGCAAGCUGCUCACCCAGAAGAAGCAUGACAAUGCUCAGUUGAUCACGGGCAUGUCCUUCCACGGUACCACCAUUGGUCUGGCCCCCCUCAUGGCCAUGUGCUCCGUAUACCAAUCGGGAGGGGUCAACAUGGACCACUCUGAAAAUGCCAUUGGUGUGGCUGCCACCAUGGCCCACGAGAUGGGCCACAAUUUUGGUAUGAGCCACGAUUCUGCAGAUUGCUGCUCAGCCAGUGCAGCUGAUGGUGGGUGCAUCAUGGCAGCCGCCACUGGGCACCCCUUCCCCCGAGUGUUCAAUGGAUGCAAUAGGAGGGAACUGGACAGGUAUCUGCAAUCAGGCGGUGGCAUGUGUCUUUCCAACAUGCCAGACACGAAGACACUGUAUGGAGGCCGGAGGUGUGGGAAUGGGUACCUGGAAGAUGGGGAAGAGUGCGACUGUGGGGAGGAAGAGGAAUGUAACAACCCUUGCUGCAAUGCCUCCAACUGCACCCUAAGAGAAGGGGCCGAGUGUGCUCAUGGCUCCUGCUGCCACCAGUGCAAGCUCCUGGCUCCUGGCACACUGUGCCGUGAGCAGGCACGGCAGUGUGACCUCCCAGAGUACUGCACGGGCAAGUCUCCCCACUGCCCCACCAACUUCUACCAGAUGGACGGCACCCCCUGCGAGGGCGGCCAGGCCUACUGCUACAAUGGCAUGUGCCUCACCUACCAGGAGCAGUGCCAGCAGCUGUGGGGUCCUGGAGCCCGGCCUGCCCCUGACCUGUGCUUUGAGAAGGUGAAUGUGGCAGGAGACACCUUUGGAAACUGUGGGAAGGACAUGAACGGCGAACACAAGAAGUGCAACAUGAGGGAUGCCAAGUGUGGGAAGAUCCAGUGUCAGAGCUCUGAGGCCCGGCCCCUGGAGUCCAACGCAGUCCCCAUCGACACCACCAUCAUCAUGAAUGGAAGGCAGAUCCGGUGCCGGGGCACCCAUGUCUACAGAGGUCCCGAAGAAGAGGGUGACAUGCUGGACCCAGGCCUGGUGAUGACCGGGACCAAGUGUGGCUACAAUCACAUCUGCUUCGAGGGGCAGUGCAGGAACACCUCCUUCUUUGAAACCGAAGGCUGUGGGAAGAAGUGCAAUGGUCAUGGGGUCUGCAACAACAAUCAGAACUGCCACUGCUUCCGGGGCUGGGCACCACCCUUCUGCAACACUCCGGGCCAAGGAGGCAGCAUCGACAGUGGGCCCAUGCCCCCCGAGAGUGUUGGUCCUGUGAUAGCGGGAGUGUUUUCAGCCCUCUUCGUGCUGGCGGUCCUCACGCUGAUGUACUAUUGCUGCAAACAGAACAAUAAGCUGGGCCAGCUCAAGCCCUCGGCCCUCCCUUUCAAGCUGAGGCAGCAGUUCAGUUGUCCCUUCAGAGUGUCUCAAAACAAUGGAUCUGGUCAUGCCAACCCAACUUUCAAGUUGCAGACACCCCAGGGAAAGCGAAAGGUGACCAACACCCCUGAAACCCUGAGAAAGCCCUCCCAGCCUCCUCCCCGGCCCCCUCCAGACUAUCUGCAUGGUGGAUCCCCACCUGUACCAUUGCCAAUACAUCUGAACAGGGCUACCAGAAACUCCCCAGGGACUGAGUUUCAAGUAGAGAGAAAAGAAUCAACCAGGAGGCCUCCCCCAAGCCGGCCUAUACCCCCUGCACCAAAUUGCAUUAUUUCCCAGGAUUUCUCCAGGCCUCGGCCACCCCAGAAGGCGCUCCCUGCAAACCCUGUGCCAGGCCGCAGGACCCUCCCCAGGCCAAGUGGUGCCUCAGAGCUUAGGCCCUCUGCUGCUGGCCCUCAGCAGUCCCAGCCUCUGGUAGUUCCUGCCUCAAAGUUUCCUGAAUACCGAUCACAGAGAGCUUUUGGGAUGACCAGCUCCAAAAUCUAGACCCACCUAGAGGGUUCUUGCUUUCCUGGGGACUCUGGACACCACAGUUUCCAGGAGCACGGGAUCUGGAAGAAGCAUGUCUAGACACCUCUGAGCAGCUCCUGGCCUCCUCCUGGAACUACCACAUCUCGGAAAUUCUCCUUCUUGACUCAUGCCUCCUCAGCUUCUUCAGAGGCCCAGAGGACUACUAUCGAAUGGCUUCUAUAUGUUGUUUUGUGCAAUAUACAACCCUGGGUAGGGAGGGGAGAGCGUGGUGGAGGGUGAAUGGCAGCUUUGCCCUCUGUCCUCCCCGUUCAGAGGUGCUGAUGGAGGUGGGCAAGGCCCUCUGAGCUGGUGAGCCAGCUGGGGCAAGUCCUGCUCAGCCCCUCUGCCUGGAGUUUAGCUUGGAGAAGUCAUCCAUCCAGGGCCUGUGAUGGAGGGUACGUGUGAGAGCUUUUCAUUGCUCUGUCUCCCUUGGAGAUCCCAAGCUGAACAGAGGCUGGGCCCUUACCCAUCUCUUUUAGCUGUUAGGGAUUGAGAAAGGGUCCAAGCAGCCAUUGCUCUGGUCCUGCCCAGGGCUUGGUCAAAAUGACAGCCCCUGGCUAUAUGGCUGCAUGUGACAAGCCAAGUCCCCUUCCCCCUAUCUCCCAAGCCUGAGUCCCUUUAUUCACACGGGUCACACUGACUCAGACAGGUACUAUUUGUAGGCAAUGUAGACAGCAGGGGGAGCACCAGACCUGGGCCUCCUCUGAGCCGUGAUGCCAAAGGUUGCCACUGGACUCUUGGUAAUUCUUGGUUGCCCUUAGGUUCUCUUCUGCAUUCCACGCUUCUGCCUUCUCCUCCCCCUCAGACCCACUCUAUCACGUGGUGCUUUGGUGAGUGGAGCCCCAGCAGUCCUGACUUUUCUAGCAAUCAGGUGCUUGCGACUUACGAGUCAGGGUCCUGCCUCAUGGGGUGGCCACUGGAUUUUCUGCACUGGAUCUCAAGAGUGUUGACCCAAGUGGACUUGGGGUAUAGCCAUGGGGGCCUAGCUUCAUUUUUCCUUGUGUUUGUGACCUCAACAGGGCGAGCUUCUUCCUCUGUACUCCCUCACCUACAUCUAGGUGAGGUCCCCCAGGGAUGGCUGUGGUAGUAGUGAAGGAGGAGCAUCAGAGAUCCUUGGAGAAGGCAGCUGUCAAUCACUGCAGUGAAACAGUCUGAGCUGGGGCAGCGUCUUCUCCCUCCAACCAGGCUUUUGAUGUCUACUUCCUUCAUUCUCUCCUCUGGUCACUGCUCUGAGCAGAAGAGGGACUGGACUCCAAGGACCUUAUUCUGUCUGGAGCUCAGGAGGAAGUCUGUGGGGUGCUCUGCUAGUCAGACAAUUUUUAUAGCAUAGCUGGGGGUGAGCUCUUAGAGACUUGUCUCCUACCCCCAGAAAGGUGCUGAGCAGCUCUCCAGAGGGGAGCUAGCCUAAUGUUCACUCCUUUGAGGGUUUUCCAGGGACCUCCCACCUUCUUGCUCUUGAAGACCUCAGUGCAAAGAGGGGGCUGAUCCUUUGAUUCCCUGCUCACCAUCCAAGGGCCUCCUCAUAGUUCUCUGCAGAUAGUAGGUGCUGAACUAAUGUUCUUGGGUUUGUAGACAGGUAGGGGAUGUGGAAUGCACACCUGGGGACAAACAUGGGGUGGGUUUAGAAAGAUCUCAGGAAAAUGCAUUUCUCUUCCCUCAGGGUGGCUACGAUACUCGGGCCCUCCUUCCCCCAUGUCCAUUCCCCACCUUCUUACUGCAAGAUUCAGACAGGACACAGCCUUCUAUUUAAGCAUGCUGCACCCAAUGCCCCGUGCCUCCAGACUGGGUCCCAGAAAAGGUGACCCCCUCAUCCCUUGCAAAUGAACCAACCAACCCCAUGUCACCUGGAUGUUCCUGUGGCUGGUGCAGCCCUUCUCCCUCACAUCAGGAGGUAGGCCACUCUGAAGUGACCAUGUGGCGACCAUGAUGAUGUCAUGAGCCUUUUGAACCCCAAAUCCACUAUCCCUGGAACCAUAUUGGAAAGAGCCCUGGUUUUUGUUCCCUUUCCUUUUGUUUUCUUUUGGGUUUUCUUCUUAAUACCAUCUCCAUCCCAUAAAAUUAUACUGUGAACUGGAAGAUGGUGGAAUCUUUUUAAUUUGAUGGAAACUUUGGGCAGCCAGUUCUAUUUGCCAUUUCACUCCUAGUUCAGUUCAGGGAGCUAGGAGUCAUUUUCCAGCAGGUCAGAGAGGCUUCCAGGGAGAAGAGUGCCAAGAGUUACCAUCCCUUGGUCACGCCUCUGCCUAGAGCGCUGCUGGGAGGGUUCAAGUACAAACAUCUGGAUUUAGGGAAGGCGGGCUUUAUUCCAAAGGAUUAUCACAAGAGAUGAGAACUUUGCCAUACGGAGAGGAGAGUACCAUGGCCACAGGGAGGAUGCUCGGACCAACUGACUCCAAAUGAACAAGCAUCCCAUGGCCCAGGCAGAGAAGGCCUUUUCUUUUAUUAGAAGGAGUGAACAUGGCUAGAAAGAACAGUGUUCAUGGGAGUCUCUGUCCCUGUCUUUUUGGGGAAGGGCUGUUACAAACAGCCUGUGUUCUGGCUUGGGCUGAGGGUAAGUGAAGGUCCAGGGUCUGGUGGGGAGGAGGGAGGCUUCACUCCAGUUUGGUCUGUCCAUCAACAGCAUGCUGUUUAUUCAGAUAAAGAAGGAUGUAAAUCUUUUUAGAAGUUAAACUAGGCUCCUGCCAGUUUUACAGCCUGGGAAUGUUUUUCUCAGGGGCCUUGGAGCUAUCUCUGAAUGCAAACCUCAGGAAGACAGCCCCCUAGCUCCCUGGCUCCCUGGCUCUGUGGGACAUUAGCCAAGUGGCACUACCUGUUUGCUGUAGGUUCCUUUCCUCCAUGUUGACUUCUACCUAUAAGAGAAAAGCCCUUUCCUGCCCCAACUCUAAGCUUCUUGCAGAUCUCAAAGUCUGAGUAUUCUCUGCAUUGCAAUUUCCCCCUCCCUGAUUGCAGUAACUCCUCCUCAUCCUUCAAUAAUCCUUUUUAAUAAAGCCUCCCCUUAGGUCUGACCUAAUUUCUUCUUAGUUGACAAAGGGUAUGGAAGACUUGCAUUUUAAAAAUUGGGGACAAGUUCUAAAGCCAGUAAUUGUGUUAAAUAUGUGUAUAACAGCUCUGCGGGGCACCCACAUAAGCCAAAGGAGUGCCAACUGGAAAGGGGUCCCAUCCCUAGGGAAGCCUGCUAAGGAGAAGUUCUGCAGAAUCCAAGCCCAACUCCCCCAAAUCCACCCUCUGAACGUCCCCUCGCACCACCCACUGUGUGUACGUACGCGUUAGGGAUCCAGGGCAAUGUGAAUUUUCUUUUUAUUUGGGAGAUGCUUAAUGGAAAAACAGAUCCUCUUCUCUCUUAUCCACCUAUUAAUUGUUUACAAUAUUUGUACAUCUAUGCAAAAUACUUGAAUGGGCCGUGGUGCCUUUUUUUUUUUCCUUGUUUGUAUUUAAUUAAAACAAACUUUUUCAUUUGGAA